Messenger RNA from Dermochelys coriacea (leatherback sea turtle), 1453 nucleotides. Its product is annotated as mevalonyl-coenzyme A hydratase sidH-like. NCBI's taxonomy places the organism in Eukaryota, Metazoa, Chordata, Testudines, Dermochelyidae. Gene Ontology annotation, molecular function: catalytic activity. The record is from RefSeq and is a predicted model, not a curated record.
GAGGGCAGAGCUCCGCAGCCCGCUCCGCCCACGUGGGAGGCCGGUCCGUGCGUGCGUGUCACCGCUGGGUCGCGCUGCGCCUUGCGCGCCGGCACCCUCCGAGUGCCCCGGGGCGGGGGGUGGGGGAGGGCAGCGGUGCGCGGAGCCCGGCUUCGGAAUCCCGCUGCUGCCCUCGCUGGGGGGCGCGCGCGCGCGGAAUGUCCGGGCAGCCCGUGCGCAACCCUGCGCGCCUCCUCUUCAGCGGGGCCCUGGGCAGCAGCCGGGCGGCGGCAGCAGGUGCCUCUGCAAGGGAGACCGCCUCCUCCCCGGCCGCAGCAGGAGCGGGGACACCGGCAGACGAAGGGAAGAAGAAUGUAGUCACUGAAAGACAUGGAACCAUCAUGACAAUUGGGAUUAACAGGCCAGAAGCUAGGAAUGCUGUGAAUCAGGAGACUGCAGCAAUGCUUCUGCAGGCAUUCACCUCAUUUGAAGAUGAUACCUCACUAACUGUUGCUGUACUUCAUGGAAUAGGAGGUAAUUUCUGCGCUGGUUAUGAUUUGAAAGAGCUGUCCCACAACCCAACCUCAAUCAAAUUGGAACAAGAUGUCACCAAAGGUCCUGGUCCCAUGGGUCCUUCCCGAAUAAAGUUUUCCAAACCAGUGAUUGCUGCAGUAAGUGGCUAUGCAGUGGCCGGGGGUCUUGAGCUCUCUCUUUUGGCUGACCUGCGUGUUGUGGAGCAGAGUACCAUUUUUGGAGUGUUCUGCAGACGCUUUGGUGUUCCACUGAUGAUGGUGGCACUGUACGGCUACCCUCGACUGAUUGGUCUCUCACGAGCCUUAGAUCUCAUUCUAACUGGUCGUCCUGUUGGUGCACAAGAAGCAUAUGAGUUUGGGCUAGCCAAUCGAAUAGUCCCCAAUGGCCAAGCCCUUCAGUCUGCCAUUGAGCUUGCUAACCAAAUCUCUGCCUUUCCUCAACAAUGCAUGCGAGGAGACCGAAGUUCUGCUUAUUACAGUGUCUUUGAUGCCACCUCAUUCACAGAAGCCCUGCAGUUUGAGUUUGAUGCCGGUGUGCAAGUGAUUUCGAAAGAGUCUCUCCCUGGUGCUAAAAAGUUCAGCUUAGGGGUGGGACGUGGAGGAAAGUUAUAAAAGUCAAAUAUUUUCUGCAUGUAGAAAAGGUUUUAUAAUAAUUAAAAUAGUAGAGGUCUACUAAAUUUACAAAAAUAAUGGAAGACCUGAAAAAAUUAUUAUAUAAAUUCAAAAUUUAUAAUUUACUCUAGGGUACAUAAUCUUGAUGUAUGGGAAGUUGCAUACAUAAUUGUGUUAGCAAAGGUUAUGUACAUAAAUCCUUGUGAAUGGAGGUGUUAAUAUAUUUUGUACCUAAAAAUCAUUGUCAUGAUGAAAAAUUUCAAUUUUUAUUGUACCUUUGUUCUGAAAUCCUGAAAUAAAGCUAAUUCUUUUACAUUUUUUUAUUUGAA